This is a messenger RNA of Silurus meridionalis, 1890 nucleotides long. RefSeq names its product synaptosome associated protein 25b (gene snap25b). The transcript has 9 exons. Lineage: Eukaryota; Metazoa; Chordata; Actinopteri; Siluriformes; Siluridae. The record is from RefSeq and is a predicted model, not a curated record. Gene Ontology annotation, biological process: synaptic vesicle priming; exocytosis; synaptic vesicle fusion to presynaptic active zone membrane. The coding region runs from base 169 to 783 and encodes 204 amino acids. Gene Ontology annotation, molecular function: syntaxin-1 binding; voltage-gated potassium channel activity; SNAP receptor activity. Gene Ontology annotation, cellular component: synaptobrevin 2-SNAP-25-syntaxin-1a-complexin I complex; plasma membrane.
CCCUGAGGGCGGGGCUUUACUCCGAGCUCAGUGUAGAGAAUGGAUUUGUUGUGAAAGGUGCUGAACUCGGGCUGAGAAGAUAACACACAUACACACACACCCGGACAGACACACACACAUACACACACACCCGGAAUUUAAUCCUUAGAGCUAAAGUUUCGAGCCAAAAUGGCGGACGACGCUGACAUGAGAAACGAGCUGACCAACCUGCAGGAGCGAGCGGACCAGCUGGCAGAUGAAAGCCUUCAGAGUCAUACCCGGCGUAUGCUGCAGCUGGUGGAGGAGAGUAAAGAUGCAGGUAUCAGGACUCUGGUUAUGCUGGAUGAACAGGGAGAGCAACUGGAGCGUAUUGAGGAGGGAAUGGAUCAGAUCAACAAGGACAUGAAGGAAGCAGAGAAGAACCUGACGGACCUGGGAAACCUGUGUGGACUCUGCCCCUGUCCCUGUAACAAACUGAAAGAGCGAGGACAGAACUGGGGGAAUAAUCAGGAUGGGGUUGUUUCCAGCCAACCUGCUCGUGUGGUGGAUGAACGUGAACAGAUGGCCAUCAGUGGAGGAUUUAUUCGCAGGGUAGCGAAUGAUGAACGGGAGAAUGAGAUGGACGAGAAUCUGGAGCAGGUUGGCAGCAUCAUUGGGAAUCUGCGUCACAUGGCUCUGGACAUGGGCAAUGAGAUCGACACUCAGAACCGCCAGAUCGACAGGAUCAUGGACAUGGCUGAUUCCAACAAAACAAGGAUCGACGAAGCCAACCAGCGCGCCACAAAAAUGCUGGGAAGCGGCUAAACAUCUGCAGAAACUACUGCUGAUUCUUCUGUCCCACAUCCUGUCUGUUUCCUCUUCUAUGUAGUCACCUGAUAACACACAUAUGUAUUCACACACGUGCAACCAUGCACACACACAUACACACAAGCACACAUACGUGUACACACACAUUCAGACAUAUCAUAGUUCUAUAUUGUAGAGUAUCCUGAGUGCUUCAUGAUUAGUUUAAAUGACCCUUUUUUUUAUCUGCUGCUAUCAGGAACAUAUUCAGAACAAACCUUCUGACCCCAAAUCAGGUGUCUGCAAAAUCAGGUGUCUGCAAAAUCAGGUGUCUGCAAAAUCAGGUGUCUCCAUUAGUCUUUGGUCAAAACACACCUGGUGUGAACAAGCACAGUUUUAGAGUGAAUGUAUAGUGUAUAGUCUACAGUAAGUUACAGAUUUUAACCUGCUCUGUGUUUCAACUCGAUAUAUAUAUUGUGUGUGUGUGUGUGUGUGUGUAUAUAUAUAUAUAUAUAUAUACACAUACAUAUGUAAAAAAAAUAAUUAAUAAUCAUUAAUAAAUUAAUAAAUAUAUAUAUAUAAAUUCAUUUAAAUCUUUUCUGAAUAAGCCAUAACAGCACAUCUUGUGUUUCAUCUUUCACACUUUAUAUACACACACACAUACUGAAAAUGUAUUAAUCUGCAAUAUUACAUAUAUCAUAUCACUAAAUAGAUUACAGUUGUGUAGUUUGUGUCUCCAGCUUUUUAUGUAAAUGUUGAAUUUGCACCCAAAAAAAUCUGAUGUUGAAAGAAAUCCGAGUGUUUGGGAUAAAUUAUGACUGUGUGUGUGUGUGUGUGUGUGUGUGUGUGUGUGUGUGUGUGUGUGUGUGUGUGUGUGUGUGUAUGUGCGCUUUGAUGAUGUCAUCAUGUCCUGUUCAUAGUGUUCGGUGUGUCCCUGAGCUCAGCAACUGAUUCAGAUGUUCAGGUGUCGAAGUCUGAUUGUGAGAUUUCCGUCUAAAUGCGUUGAUGUGCUUCAACAUGAUGAUGUUUCUGAUCUCAAACAUUCAUUUCCUGCAAACUUCACUGCAGUGUCACAGUCGCUGAGGAGAAAAAGCCAAUAAAAUACACCAGUUCUGAACCCCGUGUUUA